Molecule: messenger RNA, 5881 nt
Organism: Nycticebus coucang (slow loris)
Lineage: Eukaryota; Metazoa; Chordata; Mammalia; Primates; Lorisidae
Gene: NR5A2
Product: nuclear receptor subfamily 5 group A member 2
Exons: 7
Coding region: 1090-2634 (514 amino acids)
Biological process (GO): regulation of transcription by RNA polymerase II; hormone-mediated signaling pathway; tissue development
Cellular component (GO): RNA polymerase II transcription regulator complex
Molecular function (GO): nuclear receptor activity; zinc ion binding; RNA polymerase II cis-regulatory region sequence-specific DNA binding
Source: RefSeq, a predicted model, not a curated record
GUGCACUCUGGGGUGCGGAGUAGGCGGCGCGCCCGGGGCGCUGCGGCUGUGGAUCUGACGUUGCUCCACCGCGAGGGUGAAAAGGGUUGGGGGGGGGGCGCGUGAGUCCGGCUGGUGCUGUCGAUUACUCCCUCGGAGACCCCGGCGUCUCUUUAAGCCUUCAGCUAGGGCUGUAGGUCUCUUUAAGCCUCCAAGUAGGGCUGUGGAAGUUCCCUAGGGCUGAGGCCCCAAAGACAGUCUUGUGGUACUGGCUGCUGGGGGAGCUGGGCUGGCCCCAAGAGGCGUUUCUUCCCAGCACCUGGAAUUCCAGCGAAGUGGCGCAAAAGGAAGCGGCGCCGGGAAGCCAGGAGGGGCCUUCGGCGGGCAGCUCCGCAGAGAAACUAGCCUUGGGGCCGCUGCGUGAGGCCGGCGCGAUUCUUGGGUCCUAAAGGAAAGUUUCUGAUUUUCAUUCCGGCUCCAGCAUUUCUGAGGAACUCGGGAAAGGAAGCUCAGGGAGAUGCGGGGCAAGAAGUAAGGGAGGCAAAAAUUCGCGCUUACUUAGGGCAGGGAAGAGAAAUGCCAUCGUAACCUUUUCUUUGAAAAGUUCGAGAGGGGCCUUCUUGGCACACUGCCUAACGUCUCCAAACAGAAGUAGCUUUCCCGGGUGCCCGGGGCUGGGAAGCCGUCUGUCGCGCUCUCUGUUCGAAAGCAGCGUGGCGAGAACGACUUCUAAUGGGGCUAGCGGCCUGCUGGUUGAGCAGAACCUCAAGGGACAAGGAUCUCAUUUCCAUGCUAGCUCUGGUUCCAACCUGUCCUGUGUCGCUAAUCCAACUCUCAGGGGAACCCAGAAAGAGAACCGCUACUAAGUCCCGGGACAGCGCACCGCUGGACCAACUUCGGGAGAACUUGUCCGCGCCCUCUUUUUGAGGCCCUAGUUUUCCAAGUCCCGGUCCCCUCUUCUAGUCUCCAAAUGCUUGUUUUAGCUGCACCGGGACACCUGGGAAACUCUGAAAGACGCCUGGGCCUCGCAGGGCAGCGUCCUUCUCCCCACUCCGGCUCUGUCUUUGGAUUUUCCGAGAAAGUCUCCACCCCCAUGCCUCGCUCUUUGCCAUGUGGGACCCCCGAGGUGGGCACAGAGUCUUCCUGUUAAGUGGUUUCCUAUCUGCGCACCUCCGGUGUGAAGUUAGAGUUUACUUUGCUGGGGAAGGAGAGGCAGAAAACAUCACCUUUGUGUCUCAAUUUAAAAUGGUGAAUUACUCCUAUGAUGAAGAUCUUGAAGAGCUUUGUCCUGUGUGUGGAGAUAAAGUGUCUGGGUACCAUUAUGGGCUCCUCACCUGUGAAAGCUGCAAGGGAUUUUUUAAGCGAACAGUCCAAAAUAAUAAAAGGUACACAUGUAUAGAAAACCAGAACUGCCAAAUUGACAAAACACAGAGAAAACGUUGUCCUUACUGUCGAUUUCAGAAAUGUCUAAGUGUUGGAAUGAAGCUAGAAGCGGUAAGGGCUGACCGAAUGCGUGGAGGAAGAAAUAAAUUUGGGCCAAUGUACAAGAGAGACAGAGCCCUGAAGCAACAGAAAAAAGCCCUCAUCCGAGCCAAUGGACUUAAGCUAGAAGCCAUGUCUCAGGUGAUCCAAGCUAUGCCCUCCGAGCUGACCAUCUCCUCGGCAAUUCAGAACAUCCAUUCUGCCUCCAAAGGCCUACCUCUGAACCAUGCUGCCUUGCCUCCUACAGACUAUGACAGAAGUCCCUUUGUAACAUCCCCUAUUAGCAUGACAAUGCCUCCUCAUGGCAGCCUGCAAGGUUACCAAACAUAUGGCCACUUUCCUAGCCGGGCCAUCAAGUCUGAGUACCCAGACCCCUACACCAGCUCGCCUGAGUCAAUAAUGGGCUAUUCCUACAUGGAUAGUUACCAGACAAGCUCUCCAGCAAGCAUCCCACAUCUGAUCCUGGAACUUUUGAAGUGUGAGCCAGAUGAGCCUCAAGUCCAGGCCAAAAUUAUGGCCUAUUUGCAGCAAGAGCAGGCUAAUCGAAGCAAGCACGAAAAGCUGAGCACGUUUGGGCUUAUGUGCAAAAUGGCAGAUCAAACCCUCUUCUCCAUUGUUGAGUGGGCCAGAAGUAGUAUCUUCUUCAGAGAACUUAAGGUCGAUGACCAAAUGAAGCUGCUUCAAAACUGCUGGAGUGAGCUCCUGAUCCUCGACCACAUUUACCGACAAGUGGUACAUGGGAAGGAAGGGUCCAUCUUCCUGGUUACUGGGCAACAAGUGGACUAUUCUAUCAUAGCCUCACAAGCUGGAGCCACCCUCAACAACCUCAUGAGUCACGCACAGGAGUUAGUGGCAAAACUUCGUUCUCUCCAGUUUGAUCAACGAGAGUUUGUGUGUUUGAAAUUCUUGGUGCUUUUUAGUUUAGAUGUCAAAAACCUUGAGAACUUCCAGCUGGUAGAAGGUGUCCAGGAGCAAGUCAACGCAGCACUGUUGGACUACACAAUGUGCAACUACCCACAGCAAACAGAGAAAUUUGGGCAGCUACUUCUUCGAUUACCCGAGAUCCGGGCCAUCAGCAUGCAGGCUGAAGAAUACCUCUACUACAAGCACCUGAACGGGGAUGUGCCCUACAAUAACCUUCUCAUUGAAAUGUUGCAUGCAAAAAGAGCCUAAGUUACAAACCCUAGGAGCUCUGCUUUCAAAACAAAAAGAAACUUGGGUGGGUGGGGGGGGGGGACAACAGGAAGGAAAAAAAGUACUCUGAACUGCUCCAAGCAACACUAAUUAAAAAACUUGGUUUAAAGAUGUUGAAUUUAAAAAGGCAUAAUGAUCAAAUACUUAAUGGCAAAUAAAUGAUGUAUCAGGGUAUUUGUAUUGCAAACUGUGAAUCAAAGGCAUCACAUCCCCAAAGGAUUCCAUAUAAAAGACACUGCAUUGGAGUGGAUCGAACUCCUAGAUGGACCCCAACUCCAUGUCAGAAUAAAAAUGGACAGAACGAUUCUUGUAUAUUUAAACUGAUCUCCGCUAUGAAGAAAUUUAGAAGCUAAUCUGUGUUAUUAAUUAGGCUUAAACAUUGGGGGAUUUACGCUUACAGAAUUCCUCCAUGAUAAAGCUGAACUGCAACAAUUCUCAAGAACUCAUCAGCUGUACCUACAGGAGCCCCUUCCUCCCCCCUUGAAGGCCACAGCACCUUCCGCCCUGUGAUCGCAGAAUCUGUGCUAAAGACCUGUGUUCAGCCACACCCUGUAGUUGCUCCACCAAAUUAUGAAAAGCCUAAUUUUGAAUGUCUGUGUCUUAGACCUGCAAACAGCUAAUAAGAACAGUCUAUUAGUAUGUUAGCUUGCCAUUUUAAAUAUGUUCUGAAGUUUAUUUUGUCACGUGUUCUUAAUGUUAACAAAAAAAAAAAAAAGGCAGUAUCCCUCUUCUCUCUUAUAUAAGCAUUAAUCGAUAUAAAGGGAAAUGACUACCAACUUUUAAAGCAAAUGCUCCAUAGCUAAAGCAAGUUAGACCUUUAUUUCUGCUACUCUUGUUGGAAUGUGGCUUGUGCAUUUUGGAUUUCAUAAAACUUUCUAGCAGAAAGCUUUGUUAGGAUACAUCAGUCUCUUUCACCAUCCAGGUUUGUAGUUCAUUUAAAAAUAAAACAUUAAAACUAUCUUGCUGGGAUGUCAAAUAAUCCAGUUCCAAGGAGCUGAAAACAAAAUUGAACCAUGUUAAACUGUGCAAAAAGAAAGAACAGGAUGAGCUGAUCAAUUGACUCCUCGUUCAUUCUUGCUGUUUGGAACAUCCCCUAAACUUGGGAUAGAAAUGGUGGUUUUUACGUAGGUCCUGAAAAAAAUGUUGAAGUAAUUCAAAUCUUCCCCAAAGGGGAAAGGAAGAGAGUGAUACUGACCUUUCUAAGUCAUAGACCAAAGUCCGCUGUAGAACAAAUGUUGGAGGACAAACACUCGCAAACAAACUCUCCAACCGACUGUAUCAGUAUUAUGAACGUGCAGUGCCACAGGCAUGAACGUCUUGCCUUACUUCACAAUUCUAGAAGGUAACUGUGCAGAUGUGGAUCAACAUUUGUUUAAAAUAAAGUAUUAAUACUUUAAAGUCAACUAAAAUAAUAGUGUUUACAUUCUUUAGGUCCGGGGGAGGGGAGGGGGGAACUGUGAUAUUACAAAAUAGCAAAAGCAGUCAUUUCCUUAAUGUUAUUUUUCUGAUUGGUAAUUAUUUUUAACAGUCCUUGAUGACUGUAUGUCGUGAGACACUAAAAUCAAAAAAUGGAAAUCUCAUGUAGACUUUAAUUUUUUGAGAUUAUCGGCGGCACAAUCACUUGUAGAAACUGUACAAAAAUAAAAGUAUCUCCUAGUCCCUUAAUUUUUUCAUAAAUAUUUCUGGCUUUUAAAUAGUUUAUUUAUAUUGUAUAUCAUAGUUUCAACUGUAGACAAUUACAAUGCUAAUUUAUUGUUCCUUGGUUUCACCUUUGUAAAAGAUUUAGCCAAGACUGAAGAAACCAGAUAUAUGUGUUUACUGUAACAUGUAUAUCUUCAAGUUAGUGGAACAUAGUUCAGGGACAUUAGAAGCGUCUUAAUGAAUUCAAAUCAUUCACUUGAUUAAAUGUCUGUAAAUCUUCACAAUUCUUCCUAUAGUUUAUUUAAUAUCUAUUGUAAAAUAUGUGACUUGUAGCUUCCUCUGUUUCCAAGUAAAUUUGACAAGGUGGAGUCUUACCUGGUUUUCCUUUACAAGCAUUGUAAGUUGUAUACCAAAGAUAUUAGUUAUUAUUUCUGCGUGUACAAGAAAGGAUUAUUUUAUUAUUUUUAUUAAUCACCUCUAAUACUCGUCCACAUGAAGGGUACACAUUAGCAAAGCUGGGCGUUCACUCUUACAGAAUCUCAGUCACCUGUGUUAACUUCAGGUCUCAAAGGGAAAUGAGAAAUCGUUGAUCUGAGCUCAUCCCCAAAGCAUUACCCGUAGAAUGGCAGCCUCAGUGACCUCCACAGUUAUGAACCGAGUUGGCUGAAAGACGCAUAAAGAGGAAUGGUGCUGUCCAUAGUUAAUGAAAUGGUGCCAUCAUAGAUGUAUGACAUGGGUGGAGAUGGUGAUGAGAGUUGAAGGAUAGUUACUUGCAGGUUCUUUAACACUGAAAAAAAAAAAAAACAAAACACCCAAAUACAUGGAUUCAAGUUUUGUUUUGUUUUAGCAUUGGGGUCUUGCUCAUUGCCCAGGCUAGAGUGCAGUGGCAUCAUUGCAACCUCAAACCCAUGGGCUCAAGUGAUCUUCCUGCCUCAACCUCCUAAGUAGCUGGGACAAGCAUGUACCACUGUGCCCAACUACACUGACUCUUAAAAUCCAUGUUUUAUUUUAAAUUCACAGUACUCCCCCACUGAAUAUUAAACCUGAAAAAUGUAGACUAUUUGGAUGUUGUUAACCUAGUAGAUUACGUCAUGAGAAGGGUUAAAAAGACAAGCAACACACUGACUUCUAUCCACACUGCUGAUGACACCAAGGACAGGCGCUGACAAGCCAGGGUCCACCACAGCCAGCGUCUGGCCCACUCAAAGUUAGCAAGUGAAAUUGUUAGCCAGUUUGCCAGCUGACAUUUACUGAGCAACUGCCUUGUCCAUGACAGGACUUAUUAGUAAAAGCAGACUGGAAUAUAAAGGUUUUGGGCUUCGCUUGGUUUAUUAUAGUUGGUCUGUGUUUGUAAACACCCAGUCUGUACUAUCUGAAUAUUUGUAUUACAGAUCUGCAGCUGCCUCGGACUUGAACUCGUGCAAUGUUUAGAGUGUGAAGUUGGUUACUUGUUGAUGUUUUCUUAACUGUAUCAGUGGAACACAUAUUGUCAUGUCAGUUCUUGCCAGGAACUUCUCAACGAAAUGGAAAUUUUUUUUCAGUAUUUCAAUAAAUAUGGAUAUGCCCAGCCUGACCAUUUUUAAAA